UUUAUUUUUUUUUUUUUGUUUUUUAUUCUUUCGUUCUUUCAAUAGAGAGGCAACAAUGGCAGACCACGUCGCUGCAGAGUUGCUUCAGCUCGAGAUCAGCUACGUCGGAGGCCUCAAGCACAUGAUAACGAAAUUCUAUGAACCACUGCAAAACGCGCUUCGAGCCGGAAAUCCAAUCCUGUCGGCGGACGACAUGGACACGAUCUUUGCUCGUGUCGAGCCCUUGUAUAACUGCCAUGCAGCGCAACUUGAAAUGUUCAUGACCGCGUUGAAACCGGCCAUCGAUGCAUUGGCUCCGACCCGACCGCGCGCGGCCACACGCGAUACUUCUCAAUCGAGUACAUCGCUUGCGACCACCUCCAGCUCAUCCCUCAGCGCCACACGAGAGUCGUCAACGUCGCUCAACAUUCCCACGUUUCCCAGCGCCGCGAGUAGCGACCCUUCUCCGAAUGGCAGUGCAUGCCCAUCGCCAUCUGGAUCGACGCUCGAUUUGUCCAGUUCGACCUUGGAUGUCAGCAAAGGCGGUAUGCUUCAGCCUGACGACGUUGCAAACAUGUUUCUAUCGCUGUGGGGCAAGUCGGCAGAACGCUCGUUCUCGUCUUGUUACACCAAGUUUGUGAACAAGUACGGCGCAGCGUCGUUCACGCUGAAGCGAUGCCUGCAAAAGAAUGAAAAGUUCCGCGAAAUGGUUGAGAGCUCGUCCAACCGCUUCGAGAAACGGUACCUCCAGGACCUUCUCAUCACGCCAAUUCAGCAAACGCCAAGAUAUGUCAUGGUGCUGCAACGUCUUUCGGAAAAGUUCAUCAAAGCAGGGCAUCCCCCAAACGACGGCUUGGAACAGUCGAUCGUGCUCAUCAAGGAGGUCGCCAAGUAUAUUGAUGCCAAGAAGGGUGAGGCCGAGGCCAUUGAGCAAGUCGCCGUUCUCGAGAAGCAGAUUGGCAAUAUCUGGCCCCAAUUUGUGCAGCCAGAUCGAAUGUAUCUCGGAACGUUUGACGUCAUGGAAGAGUACUUGACGGACGAAGAGUCGAGCGGUAGCAGCUCGAACGGAAAGGCGCCGCCUCGCGCGGAGGAGCCCAAGACGUCGAAAGCAAGCUUGCGCAAAAAGUUGAACAGUACCAUCGGCGGCAAAGUCGCUGCCGAAUUUGUCACGGCUGCCGCAUCCUCGCUCGGGUUAACCACGGGUGUGAAUCGGCAUCGCAGGCACUUGAUUGUCUUGAACGAUCUCAUUCUCUGCGUCAAGGACUCGACAUCCGUCUUCUCCAAAGACACCAAGUUUGAAUGCACCUGGGCCUGUCCGCUGCAUGUUUCUCGUGCCGAAGUGUUGACACAAUGGCGUGGCAAGAACGUCUACGACAAGGAAUUCAAGGAAAUCCAAACACUUCACGAUGAGCUCGCGGGCAAAGUCACGAUUGAACGCCGCGUGGCUGAGGCCGCCAAUCGCAUGAUAUCAGCCAUGCCUUCCGAAACAAAGAAGGAGUGGGCCAAACUGGAGGCUGCCGAAGCGACUGCAAAGCUUCAAGCGCUUGAAAAGGAUCUAGCCAAGGCGAAGGACCGACUAGACUUGCUCCUGCCGUCGCAUUGUGUUGGCCUUGAGUACGACGACGGAGCAGGAGUCAGGCGAUAUCGCACCUUCUUUUCGGAGGAGUCCAUGCGAAAACAGUUCAUGGACGUUGUUCUCCCUCUCAAAGAGCGAGCAGUCAAACGAUGGGUCAAGCGCAAGAACUCCAUCUCCAAUCCCGCAGCCGCAGGUCUCCCAACGCAUGAUUUGGGCGAGUUUCCGUCCGUUACUGGUCGACUGCAUCUCACUCUGGUCGAGGCCGAGAACUUGGCCGCAAAAGAUGUGGGGGGCAAAAGCGACCCUUACUGCACUGUCAAGCUGGACGAUCGGCUUCAGUUCAAGACCAAGCACAUUAACAAAACGCUCGAGCCAGUUUGGAAUGCCGAUUUCAUGUGCGAUGUGAAAGACUCGUAUAUUAUGGAACUCGAUGUGUUUGACCACGACCGGUUUGGCAAGGAUGAACUGUGCGGAAGUGUGGCGUUCCCCUUAUCCCGGCUGCCACAGGGCGUCGAAAACGAUGUUUGGCUUUCCUUGGCACCGAAAGGUCGCAUUCAUGUUGUGAUCAAACUCGAGUAACGCUGCCGAUGCGACGGUUUAUCACCACCUGUUGUGGGGCUGUGUAAUCGACUUGAGAUUUCUAUUUACGUCGUUUGUUGUAAAAAGCGCUGCUUCGUGUUUGUUACUCCUUUUUCUAAUUAUUUGUAAUUUUAAAAAUUCGGAGCUAUGACAGCGUAAAACU
Capsaspora owczarzaki ATCC 30864 is the source of this 2297-nucleotide messenger RNA. RefSeq lists its product as hypothetical. The record is from RefSeq and is a predicted model, not a curated record. Gene Ontology annotation, molecular function: guanyl-nucleotide exchange factor activity. The coding region runs from base 56 to 2134 and encodes 692 amino acids. The transcript has 11 exons. Lineage: Eukaryota; Filasterea; Ministeriida; Capsasporidae.